ACGAAUUGCGUCCAUGGUCCAGAAUUUCCCGUCAACCGUGUCCGUCAGCCCGCGCGUUCUACUGGUACACCACAGCCGCAAAAGAUUCCUCCUUUUCCGCCACCGGCGGAGCAGAGCUCAAGAUUCCAUCCGAUCGAGUGAUCCACGGCCACUCCGACGAUGAAUAUACCGCCACGGGGAUUCCCUCCAGUCCCCACCAGCUAGCUCACGAACACCCCAAGAAAUCUCCCGGAUGCAGGGAGCCCUCGCGCGCGCGCUCUCGCAACGCGCCCCGCACCGCUGCAUCCCACCGACGACGACGACGGCGACGGCGACACGCCUGCCGGAAAGGAGAGGCCUCUGCGGCGGCUCCGGCGGAACAGUCAACGGCGAGAGGGCGCGGGCCGCGGCCGCCGCCGUCGUCGUGGUGAGAGCGGCGCCUGGAGGAGCGCGCGUCGGCGUCGGCGGCCCGGGCGUAGGCGACGCGAGGCCGCAGCAGGGGGAGGAAGAUGUGGGCGCGGGCGAGGCGGUGCCGUCGUCGUCGUCGUCGUGCGGUGGCGCGAAGCGGGGGAGCGUGGUCGGCGCCGCCGCGCUCGUGGUCGGGACCAGCAUCGGCUCCGGCAUCCUCGCCGUGCCGCAGCGCACGGCGCCAGCGGGGUUCGUCCCGAGCGCGGCGUGCAUGGUCACCUGCUGGGCUUUCCUGGUGAUCGAGGCGCUCCUCCUGGCCGAGAUCAACGUCCACCUGCGGCGAAAGAAAGGGAAGGACGCCGGCGACGGCGGCGGCGGCGGCCACCUGGAGGUCAUAUCACUGAAGAGCAUGGCGCAGGAGACGCUGGGCGAGUGGGGAGGGAACCUGGCCGCCGGGGCCUACCUGUUCCUGUCCUACACUUCGAUGGUCGCCUACACGUCCAAGUCCGGCGAGGUGCUCUCCCGCCUGAUCGCCGGCGUGCCCGAGCCCGUCUCCGGUGGCGCCUUCACCGCCGCCCUCGCGCUCCUCAUCGCCGCCGGCGGCACCGGCGUGACCGACAAGGUGAACCAGCUGCUCACUUUCGUCAUGAUAGGAUUACUGCUGACGAUCGAGGUCUCAGCAGUGGCAUCCGGUGCCGGCCUGACUACGCCAGCGAACACCAACUGGGAGCAGGUCCCUGCAACGCUUCCCGUGAUCAUCUUCACGCUGGUCUUCCACGACAUCGCUCCAGUGAUAUGUGCUUACCUUGGAGGGGACCUCGUCAGGAUUCGGCUCUCGAUACUCGUCGGAAGCAUUGUGCCACUGCUGUCAUUGCUCGUAUGGGAUGACAUUGCACUCAGCGUCUCCACGGAUCUUAAUGGGUUUGACAUCAUGGACAUGCUUAAGACAGAAUGGAGUUAUACUGUUGUGGAGACGUUCUCACUCCUUGCUGUUGGGACAUCGCUGAUCGGGACUCUGCUUGGAGCCUCACAGUUCUUCAUCGAGCAGAUGGCCAAUCUUGUCUCUUCUUCAGCCCAAGGACAUGAAGAAGAAGAAGGAUCAAGGCAUCGUGGCGGCAGAGCAGUUGACGACAACGCCAUGCUCAGCUACAUCGCUGCAGGGGCUGUGGUUGCCCCAACCGUGCUAAUUGCAGCAACUGUUCCGAAUUCAUUCUCCAUAGCCACUGACAUCGCAGGCGGCUACUGCAUGACCAUCCUAUACGGUGUUCUUCCUCCAUUGAUGGCCUGGGCUAUCACCACCUCCAGGAUGUCAGAUUCGAGAGCCGGAUCCGUCGAAGCAGAAUCAUCUGUCGGUGGCGGGGCCAAUGUGGACUUGACCAGUGCAAAGCCAGUGCUAGUCGGGAUGGGGGUGUUCUCUGUGCUCAUGGUGUUCGAGCAAAUGUCCCAGGAUCUCGUCAGUUUUCAGUCCUAUCUCCUCGCGUGGACAGGCUGAAUGAAGACGGGGAAGAAGUAGCAGGCAGAGCGUUUCUCGUCAUGAACUGAUGAUUCAGAGCAGAAUCGUUAGGUUAAACUUGUAUGCUGUCAGUAUAGCUUGCAUAUCUCCUGAAAAAAAGAAAUAGUAUAGCCUGUAAAUACGAUUGUAAAUAAUAAAUCGCCGUCCGGUGCCGCGCA
Messenger RNA from Oryza brachyantha (malo sina), 2058 nucleotides. Its product is annotated as tyrosine-specific transport protein-like. NCBI's taxonomy places the organism in Eukaryota, Viridiplantae, Streptophyta, Magnoliopsida, Poales, Poaceae. Gene Ontology annotation, biological process: amino acid transmembrane transport. The record is from RefSeq and is a predicted model, not a curated record. The transcript is spliced from 7 exons. Bases 233 to 1879 code for a protein of 548 amino acids.